Messenger RNA from Bubalus bubalis (water buffalo), 855 nucleotides. RefSeq lists its product as uncharacterized. The record is from RefSeq and is a predicted model, not a curated record. Bases 19 to 852 code for a protein of 277 amino acids. Lineage: Eukaryota; Metazoa; Chordata; Mammalia; Artiodactyla; Bovidae. The transcript has 2 exons.
AUCCCUGUCUCCUGUACAAUGUCACGAACCUCAUUCCAUAGUUCAUCAGGCACUCUAUCUAUCAGAUCUAGGCCCUUAAAUCUAUUUCUCACUUAUAAUCAUAAAUGCUGUGAGGCUUGGCCGAAAAGACCAAAAAGAAAUAAAGAGCCUUUGAUACAUCUGCUAAGGGUCAACAGGGAGAAAAUUAAGUCUCCUAGCGUCCAAGGUGUUUGCAAGGUGUUUCUCCUAAAACAGAACUUUCUUUUAAUAGCCAACAGAAAAACAGCAACUGCAGCGAAACUGCACAGAUUGCUUGGUCCUCAGCCGGGGAGCCCUCAGGCCCGCCUUGAACACGCGCAGAGGCGGGGCCCCCCAGGCGCCAAGGCAGGCAGGCCGGAGCCCCGCCCGCACUCCCUACCCUCCUCUUGCAGUCUCGCUACACCCUGCGUCUCCUGUGAAUAUUUCAGUGUUUACAGGUGUGCUGGUUGCUUCACGCUCCUGGCCCCGCGUCCUAGGAUUUCCUGUGUUGCAGAGUCGCUGUGGGUCUGGUUGCUUGCAGCUGGUGCUAAUAAGGCCACCGUCUGGGUUCAAUCCCCAUCCGGGCCAGUUCACUGUGCUCCGCGGCCUGAGGCUGAAGCUCCGUGUUCACUUCUGGUCAAGGGCACGUGGCAAAGGGGGCGGGCGACCUCUCCGGGAGGAAGUUACUCCCCAUGGUGUCUUCACCGCUGCAGAAGUCAGCACGGUUUUCUCCAGGAUUCUCUCCUCUCUAAGGAGGCCAAGUACGGAGAGAAACACGCAGGGAGAACCCCACACGAUGAUAAAGGCAGAGCCUGGAGCGACACCUCCACGCUAAGGAGUGCUGAGGACGGCUGACAG